AUGGGCUGUUUAUUGACGAGGACUGUAGUCAUAUCCGUGGCUCACCCUUUUGUCGACGUUCCCGUAACAGACCUUGGCGUGGUGUCGGGCGAGAACUACGCAGACCGUGGUCAUUUCCUAAUAAACGUGCUCUUUCUUGUCAUACAUGAAGACUUUGAUCGGACUACAUUAAACGCUGAUUUGGCCCUCAUUACAACUAUACGGGACAUUGAGUUUAGGAAUAAAGUCAAACCAAUUAUGUUGAUUGAACCGAAAAAACCGAUAGCAAACAAGAACGCCUUUGUUACCGGGUGGGGACGAUGUGCUCAAAACGGUCCCGAAAUAUGUUUGCCUCGCUCGUCAAAAUACUACCCUGAUGAGAUAUUGGAUAUGAUGCUGAUGAGCAUCUCAUUUCAAAUCAAGUUACCGAAUCGUAGCUGCUUGGUUUAUAAAAACAACGAAGUGGACUUCAAGCCGGGUAUGCUGUGCGUCGGCGUAGCGAGGCAGGUGGAACCGAACUGCUCUUGUUUGGGAGUUCCGGGCGCUCCCCUUGUCGUCGAUUCGACAUUACUUGGCCUCCAGUCAUGGGGCUUGGGGUGCGGCUAUCAGCAUGACCUACCUUUAGUUUAUACAGACAUGAUGUAUUACGAAAGAUGGCUGGUACACAACAUCAACAUACUCCAGCUUCUAAGAAAAAGCAACCUGACAACUAUUAUUGAGGCAACGAAUAGCUACAUUGCGGCUUUGUGGCUCCGAACGACCAGGGUGAUUAAGCCGCCGUCCUAUAUGUACGUUAACAAAGAACUCGAGCCGAUGACAUUCGAUAAAUACAUCGUCAAAUUAAAAGGAACGGUGUACGAUAUCCGCAAUGUAAUAAAAGAAGGAGCAUUCAGCAAAAUGAAGCAAGAAAUGUUAGAAAAAUUAAGAAAAGAAGAAAAAAUGAUCAAUUACUUAAGGAAAGAUAAAACCAAAAUUGAAGUUCGGCCAUUUUUGAAUAAAAAUAUACGUGUAGCGGAUGUUACCGACAAGGUCUACGAUGGUUUGAAUGAUUUGAUUGUUGAAGACGACGAAAGCGAUACUGAUAAUGUAACCAAUUCUGUUGAAGAAGACACCGGAGACAAUUAUUAA
Messenger RNA from Bombyx mandarina (wild silkworm), 1107 nucleotides. RefSeq names its product hypodermin-A. NCBI's taxonomy places the organism in Eukaryota, Metazoa, Arthropoda, Insecta, Lepidoptera, Bombycidae. The record is from RefSeq and is a predicted model, not a curated record. Gene Ontology annotation, biological process: proteolysis. Gene Ontology annotation, molecular function: serine-type endopeptidase activity.